AUGUUCGAGCCUGCGGCGGACAUCAUCAAGAAGUGGGACGCGGCCAAGGCCGAGGUCGGCGAGGGCGGAUCCAGCACCGACGAAACGGAACCGACUGGCAUCUCGAAGAAGGACAAGUUCAUGACGAAGUUGCUGCUCCAGCAGACUCAGCUAGUGCUCGCGGCGGGCAUCCAGAACUACCAGAAGGUCGGGAAGGAGGCGCGCGCCGCGGUCGAGCCCAUCGAGUUCGAGGGAGUUCGCGCAGCAGUGGCCCAGGGGCCGCAACCAGCCGAGUCGAAGGAGGCGCUGCGCCUGGUGGUCGAAUCCGGCAAGAGUUCGAACAACAAGGAAGCGAAGCUCAAAGCGACCCGCUGCUUCGACUAUCAGACGAAGACAGACGUCGACGGCAAGACGGUGGAAGAAACCAAGUGGGUAUUCGCUGAUAUGUCACAUCCUCCACUCAUGCAGGCUAUGUGCUGCAUGAGGGAGAACGGCGGCCUGCAGUCAGUGAUUGCCGCGCUCGAGGACGACUCCGCCCCGAGGAGCAAGGCCGCGAAGGAGCUCGAGAGGACG
Molecule: messenger RNA, 552 nt
Organism: Prorocentrum cordatum
Lineage: Eukaryota; Dinophyceae; Prorocentrales; Prorocentraceae
Source: the annotation of a GenBank genome assembly